Molecule: messenger RNA, 711 nt
Organism: Rotaria sordida
Lineage: Eukaryota; Metazoa; Rotifera; Eurotatoria; Philodinida; Philodinidae
Source: the annotation of a GenBank genome assembly
AUGUUUUAUAAAUUAAAUUUUAAUCUAUUUUUUUUCUUGUUUAUUACUUUGGUCAUUCCUUUAUAUGGACUUGAUAUUGAAUUAACUGUAAUCAUUCCAGCUAAUCAACGUGAAUGUUUUCAUCAAAUUCUUGAACAAGAUAAAAAAAUUGAAAUUGAAUAUGAAGUAUUAGCCGGUGGUGAUAUUGAUAUAAAUUAUUGGUUUUAUUCUCCAACGAAUCGUAUUUUACAAACAGAAUUUAAAAAACAUGAUGGUCAUCAAAGAUUAAAAUUAGAAGAAACAGGAGAAUAUCGUUUUUGUUUUGAUAAUUCAUUUUCACGUUUUAGUCAAAAACAAGUUUAUUUUAGUUUAAGAUCAUUUAAUGAACAAGGCAUAGUUGAAAAAGAUGAUGUAACAGAAUCAUGGAUAAAUUCAAUGGAUAAAGAUGAACUUGGAGAUUUACAAGAUAAAAUUCAAGAUAUAAAAGAUUUAUUUCAACGUAUAUGGGAUAGUAUGGAAGCAGCUCAACGUUAUCAAAAUAUAUUUAAAAAUUUUGAAGUACAUGAUCGUAUUUUAGCUGAAAAUAAUUUUGAUCGUAUUAAUUUUUGGUCUACUAUAAAUUUAACUCUGAUGAUUAUUGUAACAAUUAUACAAGUUAUAACUAUUCGUAGUUUAUUUGAAGUAAAUUCUGCUUAUGGUAAAUUUUUACGUGGAAAAAAUACUAAAAACUAA